Molecule: messenger RNA, 3985 nt
Organism: Homalodisca vitripennis (glassy-winged sharpshooter)
Lineage: Eukaryota; Metazoa; Arthropoda; Insecta; Hemiptera; Cicadellidae
Gene: Nost
Product: nostrin
Exons: 13
Coding region: 450-3560 (1036 amino acids)
Cellular component (GO): cytoplasm; plasma membrane
Molecular function (GO): protein binding
Source: RefSeq, a predicted model, not a curated record
CGUAAAGUGAGAAACAUUGCCAAAGGAAAUGGAAAUGACUUAAAAAUAUGCAGAUUAAGGUAAAUUUGUACAAUGCUAUUUUUAGCCCAGAAUACAUAUAUUUUUGUCUUCAUUCUAUUCGACUGUUGCCGUGAAUUUCCGUUUGUAAACACUACAUAUAUAGCGUUAACUCUCUUUAAAAGGACAGCAAAAGUAAAUGAUGACUCACUCUGAUGAUUUAUUUAGAACUGAGACCAGAUGUUAAAUUAUUCUAAUUCUCCAGCUCCAGAUUGUUCCACUUGUUGCACGAUAACAGGCGAGACAGCUCCACCCGAAAUAGAGAACUCUGCGGAGAGCUACCGGCGCAGCGUGCGGCGAGUGGUGGGUAAAAAUAGCCCAAGAAGCGCGGAGAGGGUAAAGCGAGUAGUCGCGGUGGCCGAGCGACGAGCGUAGCGAGCAGUGCGGUGAUCAUGUCGCGGGAGCGGCGGUGGUGGGGUGUGCCACGAAGCUUCGCGGGGUUCUCACUGUGGAGACUGUCCAAUCCGUUCGAUAUCGCGGAGGUCGGGUCGCCAGAAGCCGAGGUCAGGGAAGAGGAGGAUACCAAGAAACAGUCUGAGGAAGCGGCACAACCACCAGUCGUAGAAGAGGAGGUUUGCGUGAAAGAGAAGAGUCCUUCGAGAACGUCUUGUGUGAAAGAGAAGAGUCCCUCAAGAACACUUGAAAGGAGUCCCUCGAGAAAAUCGGAAAGACGACGGAGUAGGUCUUCCAGUUUUUCUUUUAGAAGUAGAAAAUCAGUCGAAAGAGUCACUCCGGAGGUGGAAGUUGUUAACGAAGACAUAAAGAAUAACGUAUUACCAGAAAUCAGCUUCACUUUUCUAAGCGAACACGAUCGAGAAGAUGAGUACAUAGUGGUGGAUCCUUCUUUUAAAAAUCCAUCCGAACCCGUACAAAAAGAUUCUCCAUCAGUUCUGAAGAGGAGGUCAGAGAUCAAUUGUGUGCUAGAAUCUAAAGGACCGGAAGAGAGGAACAGCAGUGAGAGAUCGUGUAGUGUAGAAGAUGAUAGACUGAGGAGAGUGGAUGAUCCGGAAGUAGACGGUUCCUAUACGGAUUUGAGGCAUGUGUCUAGUGUAGUUCUGUCGAUGAAACCGGUGGACUAUUCAAAUCUGAAUGUGGCUUUGGAAAGUGUAGUGAAGGAGCACGAUUAUGAGGUAUUGAAGGAGCCAGCGUAUUCUUCUCCGAGAGCUUCCGGAUUAGAGUGCUUUCCUGUGUACGCUACGGUGCUUAAAACAAACAAUACUCAAGGGUCCACUUUGGAUUCAACAUCUUCAAAAGACUUUGCAGAAGCGCUGCCUUCCAUUCACACCACAGAGAAGUCUUCCACUAUUGAUUCCACGUCUUCUAAGGACUUCCGGGAGGCGCUUCCGUCUAUUCCUCAACCCGAUUGGGACGAGAUGAGUGGUAGUUCCGGAUAUAACGCGGACUACGCCGAGCUCACUACCCCUGUGGUCACUCCGGAGCCUGUUGAGGAACCUCAAACGGAUGUUCCGGAAGCUAAGGAAGACAUGGCGUACUGUCAACACCGAGCGGAACUCAAGCCUUCUCUCCGGAGAGUGACUCUUCUCCGCUGCAAGAAGACAGUAAGAAGGACCCCUUCCAUCGGGAAAGUGAAGAACAAACUGGGAAAGGCUUGGAAGAAAGUUCGCGGUUGGUGGGUUGACGAAAGGGUACGCUUGAAUGAUGUGAUACUGAAGAGGGACUCGAUCCGAGAGCCCUCGGUUGUGUCCGAUUGCAGAAGUAUGAGUGAGGAUGACGUGUAUGUGGGGUUGCGGGGGGUAGAAGAAGUGGACCGAGUGCUUAGUGUGGAAGAUGUGGCGUCUACCUGUUCCACUCUACCUGCCAGGUACCGAAGACGGCUCAGACACUCUCCAACCCCUGUCCUCUCUAGGGCUUCCAGCGUUGCCGCCUUCCGUCGCAGCAGAUUCUUCCCGGAGGGACAGAACGGGUUUGAGGAACUUCGCCGCUACAUCAAACAAGGUGGCGACUUCUGCAAAGACCUCAGUACUGUCCUGCAUGAAAGGUCCGAGGCCGAGAUGCAGUAUUCCAAGACACUCUCCAAACUGUCUGCCAAGCUUCUUAAACUCACGAAGGAGUCCUCCAGUACCAUCAACACAGCUUGGCAGCGUGCCGCUGUUGAGAUGGAGGCCCAGAGUGAAAUCCACAGGGUGUUUGCAACAGUGCUCACUGAAGAGGUGGUCAAACCUCUGAAAGCCCUGGUGGAGAACCAGCAUCGAUCUCGCAAAGCUGUCGAGGCUGCUGUCGAUAAGACAGGAAAGAGUCUGGCAGAGUGGAGAUCUGCUGAGUGCAAGGCCAAGAAGCAGAGUUUCCAGAGUGCCAGAGAAAAUGAGAGGAUGCAGGACGCCAUGCUGGAUGUGAGGAUAGCAGGAGUUCAGAGUCCCACGGCAUCCACCCUGCACUUGCACAAUACAAAGCUGGUGUCGGACAAGGAAAAUGCCAAGAUGGAGUCGAAACGGAGAAAGGCAGAAGACUCCGUUAAGAAGGCUGAUGUGGAAUAUUACACCUACUGUAUCAGGGCUGAGAGAGCAAGGUUGGAAUGGGAGAGUGCUGUCCUGAGAGGCAGUCAGUGUUUCCAGUCCAUGGAAGAGGAAAGACUGCAACAGCUCAAGGAAUUGACAGACUCUUACCUCCACCACUAUAAGGACGUGGGCCCUAAACUGACCCAGAGUGCGGCCAGAUUGGUGGAACCAGUGAACAAUGUGAGUGUGGUGUCAGACCUGGAGACAUUGGUAGCACUGCGGGAGACGGGACAACCAGUACCGGAACAGCUGCUGCCAGACUUCUAUGCUGAACACAUCACCCUAGCCAUGAACAGGGAACGACGUCGACAGGCCUUGGUGAAGCUGCUACAGCUGAUCAGACAAGACCUGGAGAGGGAGAGGCGUGGCAAGCAAGGAGUGGAGAACCUUGCCAGAGCUCUCAAACAGACACCCACCUUCGGCACAGACGACAGCCAGCAGAACGUCACCGAGAAACUACAUCAUAUGAGGUCCAUGUUGGCAUAUCUGGAAGCUGCCCGCUACAAGGUCCAGGGUGCCUUAGCAGAAAUGGAGGGUAGGAACAAGGAGAGUCACCCCCUAGCCUCCCACAUUCAUAUGACCCGGGACAGGCAGGGGUUGCAGCAGAGCAUCCUCAAGGUGCCAAUCUGGGUGAGAAAUGACUCCAUGGAACUACCACCAGAUAACAUCGAGUGGAGCGACCGAGGAACUGCGGAUGGGAAUUCUGUACAGCCUGACAGUGACUUUGAUGAGUUUUCAAGCCAAGGCAGUGAAAGGGACUACCAGAGCAGUGUUUUGAGCCAGUUUCCUGUUUUAAAUGAUCCGACUCCCUGUGCUGGCCGUUGCAAGGCUCUUUACCAUUACGCAGCUAACCUGUAUGAUGAACUUAAUCUUAACCCAGGGGACGUGAUUAACAUCCAUGACAAGCAAGCGGACGGUUGGUGGCUUGGAGAACUCAACGGUGUGGUCGGCAUCUUCCCAGCAACCUAUGUUGAGGAGAUAAAGUAGCCUUGCGUAACGCGGUAUGAGUCGUAGUGUGACAGUAACAUCUAGAAGUCCUGCCUAUGUUGUUUCCGUAUGUCAGUUCCGCAAAACCUUGUAAACAAUGUUAAUGUUUGGAACUAAACGUUUACGAUUACUGUAUAUAUAAAUAGUCAAUAGAUUCGAAGAACAAACUAAAUUGUAACUAUGUCAUAGUUGUUCUAAAUGUAUCUUUUAGGAACAUUCAGUUCCAAAAACUAUUUUAACUUGUAAAUAAGAUUUUACCCAACUUGAUGUGAGUAGAAGUUGACGAGUUUGGCUAGUUUGCAAUAUUGAGUCAACUUUGUCACAGUCAGUGUACAAAUAUUAUGUAAAUACUAGUACUAGUGUUUAAGUUAUCCAAAGAGUUGUAUUUUAACACCACUUGUUUGACAAUAAAACAUUGUUUUGUA